UUUUGUAGAAAAUUAAAUAAACUGCAGACUGGAAAGAAGGAAGGGAAAGUUGGUAAAGACAAGAAAAAGAAGAAAAAGAAACACAAGAAGAAGUCAUCUGACUCAGAUGAAGAUUCUGACAGAGAGAAGAAGUCCCACAGAAGAAGAAAGGGUUCAUCAUCUAGUUCUGAAGACUCAGAUAAUGAACAAGGAAGACGUGAACAAUUCAAGGACUCGAAAUCAAGGCAUUCUCCAGAGAGAAAAUGUCACGGAAAACAGAACUGGUCACCAGAAACAUCUCAGAACAGACGUAGGAGAAGAAGUAUCUCAUUUAACAGUUCACCUCAGAGAGGCGGCCAGGACCAAAGGUCAAAGAGAAGAGAUUCCCGAAAAUCAAUAUCCAGGGAUCGUAGUCCAAUCUUCAGAAAGCAACAGAGAAGAAGAUCAUCCUCUUUUGAGGAAAAGAAUGACAGGGACAGAUUUCGAAGUUCUAAUGAAAGAGACAGGAGAGAGGUUAAUAAUAGUGGUAGGAGGUCAAGGUCACCAGCUUAUAGGAGUAAACCAAGAGAUCAAGACAGAAGAAGGUCAAGGUCGUCAUCUUCAUCUGAAAGAGAUGGAAGGUCAUUUGAAGGUCAACAGAGAUAUGCUGCAAGGUCUUCAGAACAGAGACAGAGACUGCACAGAAGGUCUGUAUCCAAGGAACGAAGCAGAAGGGACAGCCAUAACGCAAGACAAAGAAAGUCAAAUUCCAGGGAGAGGAAUGAAAGGUCAAGGGACAGAAGACGACGAUAAAAAAAUUAUAAAAGUCAUUAACGACUCAGUCAAAAUCUUAGCCUGUGACUUUAUUGUACCCUUUCUGUGAUAUAUAAGAUGAAAGAUCCAAGUGAAAAAUGAAAUAUACAACAAGUACUUGUACUUUUGGUUAAUACCUGAUAAUGGAGAUAACACUCAGUGUUUUAUUUGUGUCAACUGAUUCAUAUUCAACAGGUCCAACUCAGGUUGUGUUGGCAUUUUUCUGAAUUCAUUUUUUAGAAGCCUUUAAAAAGUAUUGAGUUUUGAAUGGCACCAAAUCUGAACAUUUUGUAAAUGGUAAAUUUAAAAUAGCAACUUGAUGUGUUUAUACCUUUAAUUGAAUAAAGUAAAUUCAUACUG
Molecule: messenger RNA, 1131 nt
Organism: Saccostrea cuccullata (small rock oyster)
Lineage: Eukaryota; Metazoa; Mollusca; Bivalvia; Ostreida; Ostreidae
Product: pre-mRNA-splicing factor 38B-like
Exons: 3
Source: RefSeq, a predicted model, not a curated record